Messenger RNA from Neltuma alba, 2067 nucleotides. Its product is annotated as multiple inositol polyphosphate phosphatase 1-like. The record is from RefSeq and is a predicted model, not a curated record. The coding region runs from base 67 to 1569 and encodes 500 amino acids. The transcript is spliced from 11 exons. Lineage: Eukaryota; Viridiplantae; Streptophyta; Magnoliopsida; Fabales; Fabaceae. Gene Ontology annotation, molecular function: acid phosphatase activity; inositol phosphate phosphatase activity.
AAGCCCGAACAUUCUCCCCUGUCACUUUUCAGUUUGUUGUAAAUUGUAGUAAUUCGAAACCUCAGCAUGGACGCGACUGUGCAGUUAACCUUAGCGACAAUGAAGCGUCCUAUGCUUUCUCUCGCGAUACUUCUCUUCUCCACGUCAAUUUACUACUCUAAUGCAGAAGGAGAUUUCGAUGUUCGCAAGCAUCUCUCAACUGUGUCCAGAUAUGGAGUUGUGAAAGACAUAGCGGACAAUUCCUUUGUUCCUUCUGAUAUUCCAGAAGGAUGUGUUCCAAUCCACUUAAAUCUUGUGGCAAGACAUGGAACUCGAUCUCCUACAAAGAAAAGGAUAAGAGAAUUAGAUGGUUUGGAAGCUCAUCUGAAAUUACUGAUAAGCGAUGCAGAAAAACAAAACGUACUGUUGGACAGAAUUCCUUCGUGGUUACGGGGAUGGGAAUCUCCUUGGAAAGGGCGGCUCAAGGGUGGUGAAUUAAUAAUUAAAGGAGAAGAGGAAUUAUAUGACCUGGGAAUCAGGACUAGAGAAAAAUUUCCAGAUUUGUUUGAUGAGGAUUACCAUCCAGACGUAUAUCCUAUAAAGGCUACUCAGGUUCCUCGAACAUCGGCCAGUGCUGUGGCAUUUGGAAUGGGGCUUUUCAGUGGCAAUGGAACCCUUGGAUUGGGGAAUCACCGAGCUUUUGCUGUUACUAGUGAAAGCCGUGCCAGUGACAUACUUCUGAGAUUCUUUGAUUCUUGUGCUAACUAUAAGAAUUUCAGGGAAAGCCAGGAGCCUGCUGUUAAUAAACUCAAGGAGCCUAUCUUGGAUGAGAUUACUUCUGCAUUAGUUGGGCGCUAUGGGCUGAGUUUUACAAGGCAGGAUAUAUCUUCUCUUUGGUUUCUGUGUAAACAGGAAGCAUCCUUAUUGGAUAUAACAAAUCAAGCAUGUAGACUUUUCAGCCCUUUUGAGAUUACUUUGUUAGAGUGGACGGAUGACUUGGAGCUGUAUAUAUUGAAGGGUUAUGGCAAAUCCCUAAACUAUAGAAUGGGAAUGCCAUUACUUGAAGAUGUUGUUGAAUCCAUGGACCGAGCUAUUCAGGCUAAAGAAGAAAAACGGACUCCUGGAAGCUAUGAAAAGGCAAGACUUCGGUUUGCUCAUGCUGAAACUGUAGUUCCCUUCUCAUGCUUGCUUGGUCUUUUCCUUGAAGGAUCUGAAUUUGAACAGAUUCAGAAGGAGCAACCUUUGCAGCUCCCCCACAAGCCUCCACAGAAAAGAAAAUGGCGGGGAAGCACUGUGGCGCCUUUUGCUGGUAACAACAUGUUAAUCCUCUAUAGCUGUUCAGCAACAGACAAAUCCACCAGCGGUUACUUUGUUCGAGUGCUGCACAAUGAACAUCCCAUUCCAAUGCCGGCUUGUCACGGUUCUGAUUUCUGUCCAUUUGAAAUAUUCAAGGAAAAAGUAGUCACGCCUCAUAAGAAGCAUGCGUAUGAUACAAUCUGUAGUGGGAAUGUUGAGCACACGGGAGACGAGUUUUCUCAAAUGUCUCUCUCGCAGGGAAAAGGUGAUGAUACCCGCAAAGAUGAACUCUAGACUGUUUACUGGGAAAAAGAGAACCAUAAUUUUCUUUUUAUCUCUUUUCCUUGGUGCCAUUUUACAAAUUUUCAGCGUGGGAUAUGGCCUCUUGAAUAAAGAUUCUGCUGCCUGCAGAUUAACCUCUUUGUUAUAAUGAGAUUGCUGCUUGAUUUCACCUAAUAUGUGGAGAAUUCAGAGCUGCAAACACGUUGUGCUUUAGUUUAGUUUGUUCCAGGAUUUUGCUGAUUCCACCAUAAAGGUGCUAGCUAAAUGUUUUAUUUUCAUCUGUUCCUUAAGCUUCAAUUUUGUUAUUAUAGAAUAGAGAGAUACUUGAUCAGCCAACUUCGUUUCGUGACUUGCAUUGUAAUAGUCCUAUUUAUGUUUUGCCCUGGUUUCUGUAGAAAAAUUUUAUAUGGGGUGUCAGAAAACAUGCUUAGAAAUGCAUGAUGAUUACCUAGGAAUCCUAGGGAGUUGAUUUGAGCAUGCCAGUGCUUUUUAUACACACGCUAUUCAAAA